This is a messenger RNA of Dictyostelium purpureum, 432 nucleotides long. RefSeq lists its product as uncharacterized. The record is from RefSeq and is a predicted model, not a curated record. Lineage: Eukaryota; Evosea; Eumycetozoa; Dictyosteliales; Dictyosteliaceae. Bases 1 to 432 code for a protein of 143 amino acids. The transcript is spliced from 3 exons.
AUGAAAAAAUUAGUAUAUUUAAUUUUAAUGUUAGUUAUUAAUAUGGUAUUAUGGGUAUUAUGUGAAGAAAAGUUAAACUCCUUCAUGGAUUGCCAAAUAUGUAAUGAACUUGCUAAAUCUUACAAUGAAAUAAAUGAAUGGAAAUAUGUACCUUUAGUACAUAGAUUUAUUUUAUUUGAUCUGAAUGAUAAGAUAGCAGUAGAAAAUUUUUUAUAUACAAAUCUAUGCGAGGGAAUGCAAAUGUGGAGUAAAGAAUUAUGUGAUAGUUUUUGGGAAUCACUACAAUCCAUCAACUUAAAAUCAAAUUCCUCAAAGAUCCAAUUAACAGCAUCAAAUAACACCACCUCAACUGGUUCAAAUAAUAUAGCUCUUUUUGGUGUUGUUGCUUUGGGACUUGAAACAUCAAUCACUGAUAUAUAUGUUCAACUUUAA